AUGACGGAUAAUUCAGUAGUUUACGAUGUUCUAGUAAUUGGAUGUGGUCCCGGCGGCUUCACUGCGGCGACGCAAGCUUCACAGGCAGGCCUGCGUACAGCCUGUGUUGACCGUCGUGUCUCUUUGGGAGGCACCUACCUCAUAGACGGGGCAGUUCCGUCCAAGACCUUGCUAGAUGAAUCUUAUUUUUACCGACAGUUACGCCAGCAGGAAGCCAUGGAAAAGCGUGGUGUAAAACUGCUGUCUGCAAAAUUUGAUAUGCAGGCAGCACAGAGCGCACUCAAGCAAACUAUAGAAGGUUUGAGUAAUAUGUACGAGCGCGAGCUUUGUAAGAAUAGUGUUACUAUGUAUAAGGGAACUGCUGCCUUCAAGGAUUCUCACCACGUUGAGAUAGAACAGCACGGUAUGGACAGGUUUAUGGUAGAAGCGAAGUACAUUGUUGUGGCGACUGGGUCUGCGGUUAUUCAGUGUCCGGGUGUUGUAAUCGAUGAGGACAAGAUAAUCUCACCCGGCAGGGCUUUGUCGCUGGAUUACGUACCUUCACGUUUUACCAUCAUGGGCGGAGGCACUAUUGGACUGGAAAUCGCGUGCAUAUUCAAUAAUUUGGGUUCGCAGGUUACCAUAAUCGAAUCUCAGGGCGAGGUGUGUCAGAAUAUGGACCAUGAGUUGGCUUCAGCCACCAAAACACUCUUGCAGUCUCAGGGUGUUAUUUUUUUGUUGGAUACAAGAGUGAAAUUUGCGGAAACAGAUGUUGCUGGUCAGUUGAAUGUGACGUUACUGAACAAACCGUUGAAGAAAGCACAUGUACAUCACUGUGACGUAUUGAUGGUUUCUAUUGGCAGGCGUCCCCUUUUAGAAGGCUUGCAUAUCUCCAAUCUUGGCUUAGACGAACGGGAUUUUGUGGAAAAGAUUGAUAAACAAAGUCUAAGUCUGCUAGGAUACCCUCAUAUUAAGCUCGUUGGUGAUGUCGCUAUAGGCCCCAUGCUAGCGGCCAAAGCAGAGAAACAAGCUGUACGGGCCAUUCAGUCAAUUAGCAGUACAUGCCCCAUCGUAACUCCGACUUGUAGUUUUCCACCAAAUGUACUCUAUUGCCAACCCCAAAUAGGUUGGGUUGGAUACACUGAAGAGGAGUUAAUUAACGCUCGUGUCCCAUACCAAACAGGUAAAGUUUUCUUUUCGGAAAACAUAAGAUACAACACGUUACUGUCACAGAAGGAGAGCACUACAGUUUCUUCUUUCAUUAAGGUAUUGGUCGAUUCUCAUACCAUGAAACUACUGGGUGUUCAUAUGGUAAACGACGAUGCAAAUGAAUUGUUGUCGCAGGCGUCCAUGGCGGUGUCACUUGGCCUUACCGCCCAUGAUAUUUGCAAGGUAACGUUUCCACACCCAAGCCUAUCGGAAUCGUUUAAGCAGGCAGUUCAGUUAGCAAUUGCGAACGGAAAAUUACCUGGUGUAAAUGUCCGGGAAUAG
Molecule: messenger RNA, 1470 nt
Organism: Saccharomyces mikatae IFO 1815
Lineage: Eukaryota; Fungi; Ascomycota; Saccharomycetes; Saccharomycetales; Saccharomycetaceae
Gene: IRC15
Product: Irc15p
Exons: 1
Coding region: 1-1470 (489 amino acids)
Cellular component (GO): mitochondrion; oxoglutarate dehydrogenase complex
Molecular function (GO): flavin adenine dinucleotide binding; dihydrolipoyl dehydrogenase (NADH) activity
Source: RefSeq, a predicted model, not a curated record